This is a messenger RNA of Ceratosolen solmsi marchali, 1811 nucleotides long. It is a transcript of the gene Syx1A, whose product is annotated as syntaxin 1A. Gene Ontology annotation, molecular function: SNAP receptor activity; SNARE binding. Gene Ontology annotation, biological process: exocytosis; intracellular protein transport; vesicle fusion. The transcript has 10 exons. Gene Ontology annotation, cellular component: plasma membrane; endomembrane system; SNARE complex. Bases 344 to 1225 code for a protein of 293 amino acids. NCBI's taxonomy places the organism in Eukaryota, Metazoa, Arthropoda, Insecta, Hymenoptera, Agaonidae. The record is from RefSeq and is a predicted model, not a curated record.
GGCGGCGACGGUGAUGCGCGCGCGCUUUGGCCCAACCUCGCCGUCGCCUUUCGUACGGGGGUGUUCCGAAUGUUGACGUCAGCGGCGCAUGCGCUCGCCGCCGAGUACAGCACUGCAGAGAGAGCAGAGGCGAGUCCGCGAGCCGUAUCGAUUUUACGAUCGUGUCUCGCUCUCGCGCCGUGUAGUGUGUCCGUUUCCUUUAGUUUUUAGUGACCGCGGUACGACUCGUUCCCCCUGUGCAUGGAUAAAACGGUGAAUGGGAUUAGCCGCUGAGCGCCAGGCUCCGCACGAACGCCGACUCUCGGAGUAGCAGCAGAGCAGCAGCUCCUCGUCGACACUCGCCAUGACUAAGGAUAGAUUAGCAGCCCUCGUCGCGGCCCAGUCAGACGAUGACGAUGUGGCGGACGAGGUGUCCGUCACCAUGGGCGGGACGGACGAUUUUAUGACAGAAUUUUUUGCAGAGGUGGAAGAGAUACGAGAGAUGAUCGACAAAAUCCAAACGAAUGUCGAGGAGGUGAAGAAAAAGCACAGCGCGAUCCUGUCUGCACCCCAAACCGAUGAAAAAGUCAAAAUGGAGCUCGAGGACUUGAUGGCGGACAUCAAGAAAACUGCUAAUAAAGUCAGAGCCAAGUUAAAGGUGAUAGAACAAAAUAUCGAGCAAGAAGAGCACACGAACAAAUCAUCAGCGGACUUGAGGAUACGCAAAACUCAGCAUUCGACGUUAUCUAGAAAGUUCGUCGAAGUUAUGACGGAAUAUAAUCGGACACAAACCGAUUACAGGGAAAGAUGUAAGGGCAGGAUACAACGACAGCUGGAAAUUACGGGUAGAACGACAACUAACGAGGAACUCGAGGAGAUGCUGGAGCAAGGCAAUCCGGCGGUCUUCACACAGGGGAUUAUUAUGGAAACGCAACAAGCCAAACAAACUCUAGCGGAUAUCGAAGCGCGUCACGCUGACAUCAUUAAAUUAGAAAACUCUAUUAGGGAACUCCAUGACAUGUUUAUGGACAUGGCCAUGUUAGUAGAAAGUCAGGGCGAGAUGAUAGAUCGCAUAGAGUAUCACGUGGAGCACGCGGUCGACUAUGUGCAGACAGCCACGCAGGACACCAAAAAAGCACUCAAGUAUCAAAGCAAAGCCCGACGGAAGAAAAUCAUGAUUAUGAUCUGCGUGGCCAUCCUCGCCGUGAUCGUGGCUACGACUAUCGGCGGAUACUUUGGCCUGUGAAUCUCUCGAUCCAGAUGUCGAAGGCGUCGUAAGCGUGCAAGAUUUUUGACGAGCUCGAGAAUCCGGCACGGCAGCAUCAACGCCUUGACGCUAACGUACGAGCCGACGCAUAUCGUCCCGUGCCCUUGAACGUGUUACGAUAAAAAUUGAGCAAGAAGAGGACGAAGGAGCUGAAGACGAAGACGAAGACGAUGACGAUGACGAAUGGCGCUCGCUCAAAGGGAGAAAAGAAGAGCAAGGAAAUGAGCCGCAGGCGCACCAACGUAAGCGUUAACUGCAACUCGCUCGCCUCCCCCUCCUCCGAUCGCGCACGCGACCGCGCCAACCCCAACGUCAACACCACCUACACAGAGCAAUUCAACGAGUCGUUCACGUACCGCGCAUCCCCGAUGCCUAGCCAAGCACGUGGCUGCGCUCGGCCUCGUCGCCCUCACUCCCACACGGACUCGGACAAUCCCAUCCCAAUCCAGCGCACGAGGUUUUCCGAGACCGAGACGUGGAAGCGGCACACGUGUCCCAUACACCGUAAGAACAGGUGGCCUCGGUGUAGACUUUCGUCGUUCAUUAUAAACGAGGCGGCGUUGGU